Messenger RNA from Bufo gargarizans (Asiatic toad), 2477 nucleotides. RefSeq names its product heparan-alpha-glucosaminide N-acetyltransferase-like. NCBI's taxonomy places the organism in Eukaryota, Metazoa, Chordata, Amphibia, Anura, Bufonidae. The record is from RefSeq and is a predicted model, not a curated record.
GACAGUUUUACGAGAAGGAAGGAAUAUACCAAAAGAGAGUUCCCUGGAGGGGAGCAGAGAGGACAUACACAGCCAGAUAGUACAAAAUAGGAAGCACGGACCCGUGUGCUGCAGCUUUAAGACUCCGAUACACGGCCGCUUUCUGAGCUAGGGUGGAGGGCUCCUCUCGGCGAGAAAACCCUGGAAAAGAGGGAGGAAGUAAGAAAACGGAGGGGGAGGCGGAAGAAGAGGUGGAAAGAGCCGAAGAGUGAGGAGAGCGGCAGUGACAGGACAAGGAUGGGGCUGGCAUGGCCCACCUCUGCCCACUGCCUGUGCCUACUGUCCACCCUGAGCCUCAUCCUGCUAGUCAACUGCACCACCCAGCAUGCAGACGGUCUUUCAAAAAUAUCAUCUAAUCUAAAAAUGGAUCAAGCUCUUCUGCUAAUUAACAAUAAUUUGCCCCAUGAGAAGUUUAUUGUUUAUUGGCGUUCCGACCAGUGUUACCAGUGCCUGUAUCAAACUUUAGUUAUAUCAUACCAACGGAUAGAACGUGCUAGUGAUGUAACUGUAGUAGAUACUCGACAUCCAAUGACACUGCAAAUUAAUGCCACCUCAGGGAAAACAGAGCUCUGUCGAAUUCAUUAUAGGUUUAGAGAAUUUGGAAACUACUCCUUGUGGGUGAAGACCAACCAUUCGAGUACCAAAGAUGUAACGUGUGAAAUAAUUAUUAAUCAGAACCCUGGUUACACUAACCUUCCCAUUGUCAUUGCAUUUUUUAUAUACGUGGCCAUCUUUAUAUUACUGUCUCUGGGAUCAUUUUUGUUUAGGCUGACUACUGUACAGAAUUGGCUAUGCAAGCAGAUUAACCCUGUUGAAACUGACCGACUCAUCAACUCUGAGCUUGGUUCCCCUAAUAGGGCUGAUCUAUGUCAGGACGCACAUUACGCUACCUGGAAUAAUGUUCCCCAAAGACUCCGCUCCCUUGACACAUUUAGAGGGCUUUCUCUUAUAAUCAUGGUCUUUGUAAAUUAUGGUGGAGGAGGCUACUGGUUCUUCAAGCACCAGAGUUGGAAUGGUCUGACAAUAGCUGAUCUGGUUUUUCCAUGGUUUGUCUAUAUGGGAACUUCUAUCCAUUUGUCCGUGAACUCGAUGCUACGCAAAGGAAACUCCAGAUGGAAACUGUUUUGGAAAGUUCUUUGGAGAAGCAUUCAGCUUUUCCUUAUUGGAUUGUUUGUGAUAAAUGAAAAUUACUGCCGUGGACCAUUAUCCUGGAGUGAUAUCCGAAUUAUGGGUGUUCUUCAGAGGCUCAGCCUUACUUACCUUGUGGUUUCAGUUUUGGAAUUACUGUUUACAAAGCCUUUACCAGAUCCCAUGCCCCAGAGCCGCACAUGUUUCCUUUUACAAGAUGUGGUCUCUUACUGGCCUCAGUGGCUGAUAAUAUUGGUUCUGGAAGCAGUCUGGCUAUGUUUGACUUUCUUACUUCCUGUGCCCGGAUGUCCCACGGGUUAUCUUGGACCAGGAGGUAUUGGUGAUUUUGGAAAAUAUCCAAACUGCACAGGAGGGGCAGCUGGUUACAUUGACCGCAUAGUUCUUAGUGAAGAUCAUAUGUAUCAACAUCCAUCUUCUAAUGUGGUCUAUAAAACAAAAAUGCCUUAUGAUCCUGAAGGAAUAUUAGGAACUAUAAAUUCAGUGGUAAUGGCAUUUCUUGGACUCCAGGCUGGGAAAAUUCUUGUGUUUUACAAGAAUCAACACAAGCAGGUGCUGGUGAGGUUCUUCACAUGGGGUGUAUUCAUGGGUGUCCUUUCUGCAAUUUUGACUAAAUGCUCAACAAAUGAAGGUUUUAUUCCGGUGAACAAAAACCUCUGGUCCAUCUCCUAUGUGACGACGUUAAGUUCUUUUGCUUUCUUCCUGCUGAUGGUGAUUUACUUUCUGGUGGAUGUAAAAAGGGUUUGGAUGGGUGGCCCAUUUUUCUAUCCAGGGAUGAACUCUAUUCUUGUUUAUGUUGGCCAUGAAGUCUUUGAAAACUAUUUUCCGUUCAAGUGGAAGAUGCAAGACAAUCAAUCACAUGGACAGCACCUUACCCAGAAUCUUGUAGCUACUUCUAUUUGGGUCCUGAUCGCAUAUAUCCUGUACAAGAAGAGGAUAUUCUGGAAGAUUUGAUCUGUCAUCAAGAACUGGACCAUACAGUAAUAUCUACCUGGCAUCAAUUUGUGGAUUUUUUUUUUUUAUGUCUUUCUCAUUACAUAAGCCACUAUAAAAGGGAAAACACUUAUUUUAUAAAGUUGUCUGUGGCCUCCGCAGUUGAAUUCAUGUAUAAACUAAAAUGCGAGCAAACACUAAUGAUGCAAGUUUAUCUCCAGUUGCACCUUUUUAUCCUUUAGCCAGACCUGGAGCUGUCUACUUUUCCAAAAAUGUAAAAUGUUAUUUUUAUGAUUUUAAAAUAUUCUAUGAAUGGGCAUGAAGCAGUCCAUUUAAUAAACAGUGGUUCAAGUCUGGAA